CUUGCCUGGGGACGACUUGUACAAUCUGUAGCAUAGCAGUGCUAUGUGAUGAACCAGAGUCAUUCCUUGAGGCGCCUCGGCUCGCUUGCGCAAUGACGUCUUUCUGGGGACGGACGAAACAAUGCGCUAUGCGCGCAGCACAACGCCCCGAACAUCCAUCAUCGUCCCAGGAUAAAGCUUCCUGAAUACACUCGAGGUACUCGCAAUAGUGCAUCUCACUCUCAACGCCUUCAAAAGAAAGCUUGCAGGCCUUCAAGACAGCUAUGGCAACAGCAACCCUUGCCGGAAGUACCGGCCUCGUCGGAUCGAAUAUUCUGAAUCAAGUCCUCGCUUCACCUUCCUUCUCCGCCAUCUACGCCUACUCCCGCCGCGAGCUCCCCAAUCCAAACGGUUCCACAAAGCUCAACCCCAUAACCUCAACCGACAACGCGCAAUGGCCCUCGCUUUUCCCGCGGGAAUCCAAGCCCAAAAUCCUCUUGAGUGCUCUAGGUACGACUCGCGCGGGGGCUGGCGGUCUCGAGGGACAAAGGAAGAUUGAUUAUGAGCUCAACUUGGAGCUAGCAAAGGCAGCGAAGGACGCUGGUGUGGAGACAUACGUUCUGAUCAGCAGUGGAGGAGCGAGCAGCACGAGCAUGAUGGCGUAUCCGCGCCUGAAGGGCGAGCUCGAAGAGGCUGUCAAAGCGCUCGAGUUCAAGCACACGGUCAUUCUGCGGCCCGGCCUGAUUGUGGGCGAGAGAAAUGAGAGCAGGCCUGCGGAGGCUGUUAUACGGGGCAUCGCUAAAGGCUUGAGGAGUCUCACGCCUGCUCUGACUAACUUCUGGGCUCAGGACGCAAGUGUGAUUGCUCGCGCUGCGGUCAACGCUGGAGUGCAGUGUAUAGAGGGCAAGAAAGAGGCGGGUGUUUGGGAGUUGGGACAGGCGGAUAUCAUCGCGUUGGGUAAGGCAUAAGGAUGGAGGGGGUGGCUACAGGCCAGAGGGACGAUUGACGGCGUCACGAUGCACAUUUGAUGUUCUAACUAGAUACCACCGGCAGUGUAAUACGCUCAUCUUCUUGUCUUCAUUACUGCCACCUCCCUGUGCCUCUGUCAAUGUCGUCAACGGUUUUUGGUGCCUUGGGCAUUCAUCAGGCCUCUGCAUAAUUCCCAACCCCGCCUUCACAUCAAGAUCGCUGAGCAUUACCAUGUGAACUCCUGCAGAUCUGCUUCUUUGUGCAGUGGCUGCAGUUGCUGCACUUUAAGCGUCUUGGCCAAUCAUAGCCUGCGCAAUCGGAAAUGCCAAAAGGCUAACCAAUCAUAAAACGAUGAAUAAUCUGAGA
This is a messenger RNA of Cucurbitaria berberidis CBS 394.84, 1314 nucleotides long. Its product is annotated as NAD dependent epimerase/dehydratase family protein-like protein. Bases 264 to 947 code for a protein of 227 amino acids. Gene Ontology annotation, biological process: import into nucleus. Gene Ontology annotation, cellular component: cytoplasm. The transcript is spliced from 2 exons. NCBI's taxonomy places the organism in Eukaryota, Fungi, Ascomycota, Dothideomycetes, Pleosporales, Cucurbitariaceae. The record is from RefSeq and is a predicted model, not a curated record.